Hyaloscypha bicolor E is the source of this 1141-nucleotide messenger RNA. RefSeq lists its product as uncharacterized. The record is from RefSeq and is a predicted model, not a curated record. The transcript has a single exon. NCBI's taxonomy places the organism in Eukaryota, Fungi, Ascomycota, Leotiomycetes, Helotiales, Hyaloscyphaceae. Bases 182 to 1030 code for a protein of 282 amino acids.
GUAACAGUACCUGCAGGCUGCAGCCCACUUCAUCAUGUGACGCUUCAUGCACCUCUUUCAGCUGAACUCCGCUCACCUCUCCAACUCCUAAUCGUAAACCACCCUCCGCCUCACCCUCUAAUCCCACACAUAACCAACCCAAACAACAAACAACAGCCCCAAAACACAAGCACAGAAAAAAAUGGCCAACCCCAAAAAAUCCUACCACCUCGCCCCCAACUUCCAUAUCCCCGCAACCGGGCCCCUUACUCUCGGGACCAUAAUCACAUCACCCUCGACCCCCGAACGAACACUAACCGCCAACCCGCUCCCGGUAUCCAUCCCCGCAUCCCAAAUCUACACGUCCUCGCAAAAGAACUGGAGCGCAACGCGGUCCUCGCUCUCCUCCUACUCGGGCGGCGUAUGGACCAGUUUCUUAGCCAGCAUCCUCGGGAUCAGCGCCGAUAUCGAGGGCGAUGUGAAGAGAGAGACGAAAACGGAGUAUAGGGUAAAGGAGUUGGAGACGAGGUGGUUUUCUCCUGGGGAGGAAUUUAUUGGGGAGGUGUUGAAGGGGGGAAAAGUGAGGAGGUUUAUGGAGAGGAUGGGGUUUGGGAAGGGGGUUUUUAUGGUUGUGGGGAUUAAGGUUGCGAGGGGCUGGAGUGAGGGGGUUAGUAGUGGGGUUAAGGGGAUAGGGGGGAAGGUGAAGGUGGGUGUUGAUGGGAUGGUUGUAGGGGGUGUGCCGGUUGGGGUGGGACCUAAGGGGGAGGUGAAGAGGGAGGUGAAGGAUGGUGUUAGUUGGGAGAUGGGAGGGGAAGGAGAAGGGGAGGGAGAUGGAGGUUUUGUGUUUGCGUAUAGGCUUGUGAGGAUUAAGAGGAGGGGUAAGGAAGGGGGUUUCAAGGAGGAGGAUUUUAAUAAGGGCGCGCUAUUCGAGGAUGAAGUUGGUGGUGGGAACGAUGAGGAGAAUAAAUGGGAGUGGGAGGAUGUGAGGGACGGAGAGGGAGAGGGAGAGGAUGGUAGGGCUGUGGAUGUUGUAAAUGACGAUGUGGAGUAAGCGCUUUAGAGAGAAUGCAAUGAUAUGACCAGUACCGCGUUGAGACCAGGUUUGGCGAGGUUUGCCAAUUCUUUCUCUUUCGUAUACGGAACCAUCGCAUUCCUUUUCAUG